AUGACGACGACGGCGACGACGACUGAACAAGAACAUCCUGCCGCGGCAGCAAACAAACAGGAUGAAAAAAGAAAACCAAUUCGUGCCGUGACUAAUCUACCCGAAGACGGUGCGCUUAAAACUGUCUGCUUCCUGUCAGAACUCACCUGUGGCAGCAAUCGGGUAGAAGACUACCAGAUUCAGAAAGGCGAACUGGUAGGCUCCUCGCGUAAAUUUCGAACCGACUUCCUGCAGGAGUGGCCCACACCGGGAACGGGGCCUUACUUCGACACCGCUUCGAUUCCAUCCAACAUCACCGGUCUGGUGGGCAAAACCGUGAUGCUGAUUUGCAAAGUGAAAAACCUGGGCAACCGAACGGUAUCCUGGGUGCGCCAUCGGGAUAUCCAUCUGCUGACGGUGGGCCGGUACACGUACACCUCCGACCAGCGCUUCGAAGCAAUGCACUCACCCCACACCGAGGAGUGGACCCUGAGGAUACGAUACGCCCAGCGGAAGGACUCCGGCAUCUACGAGUGCCAGAUAUCGACAACACCUCCGAUUGGGCACUUUGUCUAUCUGACGGUAGUAGCCGGUGAAAAAUGGCGCCGCGUACGAAAGCUACUCAAUCCCACCUUCAACACGCGGAUGUUGACCAGCUUCAUGCCGAUAAUGGAUUUCCGUGCCAGUAGGAUGGUGGCAAAGCUAAGUCCCCUGGCCGACGGGAAGACCGAAGUGGACAUCAUGAAGUUUGUCGGCGAAUGCACACUGGAAAUGGUGUUCAGCACGACCAUGGGACGCAACGCGCACGAGCUUCCCGGCCAACGGGAAUAUAUACGGAAUCUGGAAAUUAUUCAAAAUCUUAUUGGAGAAAGAAUUCUGAAUGCUAACCAGUAUUUGGGUAUAUUUUAUCGAAUGAGCAGUUCUUAUAAAGCCGAGAAAAGUUCGAGAGACUAUUGUAAUAACUUCACAGACAAGAUUAUUAUCGAAAGACGUAAGGAGUUGGAAGCCGAGGCUGGCACCAUAACCGAGGACGAUGAAUUUAAAUCGAAGUCACUCAACUUCCUGGAUGAAGUGCUUACCAUGCGAAAGCAGGAUAAUCAGCCCUUCUCCGAUCAUGAAAUCUCAGAUCAACUCUACACUAUGAUGACUGCUGCCCAUGACACUUCAGCUUUGACCGUGGCUUACACCUGUCUUUUCCUCGCAAUGUAUCCGGAAGUGCAAGCAAAAGUCUUUGCCGAAAUGAACGAGACAUUCCACUCGCCGUCGGUGGAUAUCAACUGUGACACGCUCAAGCAGCUCGAGUACACCGAAAUGGUAAUCAAAGAGGUUCUUCGCCUAUGCCCGGCCGUCCCGCUGGCCGGACGAGAAACUUCGCAGGAGAUCGUUCUGGAUGGAGUCCGCAUCCCGAAGGGACAAAUUUUGGGAAUGCAUUUUUACGCACUGCAUCGCCGUAAGGAUUUCUGGGGCCCCGACCCGGAACGUUUCGAUCCGGAGCGCUUCCGGCCGGAAGAAUGCGAAAAGCGGCAUCCGUAUGCAUAUCUGCCGUUCAGUGGGGGUCUUCGGAACUGCAUCGGUAGUCGAUAUGCGAUCAAUUCGAUGCGUAUUAUGUUGCUGAGAAUUUUGCAGCAAUUCGAGCUGCAAACCAAUUUGAAGUUUUCCGACUUUCGACAUAAGUAUGAAAUAACAUUGAAACUGACUGGACCGCAUCGAGUGCGGUUGGUGAGUAGGAAUAAAUGCUGA
Messenger RNA from Sabethes cyaneus, 1719 nucleotides. RefSeq names its product probable cytochrome P450 4d14. Gene Ontology annotation, molecular function: monooxygenase activity; iron ion binding; heme binding. Bases 1 to 1719 code for a protein of 572 amino acids. The record is from RefSeq and is a predicted model, not a curated record. NCBI's taxonomy places the organism in Eukaryota, Metazoa, Arthropoda, Insecta, Diptera, Culicidae. The transcript is spliced from 8 exons.